UCGAUGUGAGACAGUGUUGAGUGUUGCAAGUCAGUGGUCAUUUUGCGUGACUUGUCUGCCGUUAGCUAUGAAAAAAUGAUUCGUGCAGGAAUUCGCAAAGGAAAGAAGCAAGGGACGAAUAUUUUCCAACCGAUCUUCUAUAAAACCUCUUCUUCUGAAGUCUGGUUCCCUUUCUUCUCUGACAAUCUAAACGACGUCUCUGACAUGGGAGUGUCUUUCAGACUUUCUCCCAUAUUUGUGCUGCUGCUGCUGCCGUCGCCGCCAGUUCUACUCUUGCUCGCCAAUAUUGCCACCGACGACGCGAAUAAGGUCGACACCGAAAAGGAGAAAGUAGAGGCCUCUCGUAAGCACGACAAGGUGGAGAUAAAAGAAACGGAAGUAUGCCAGUGUGAAUGUUUGCAGGACCGGAGGGGAGGACUUGUAAGGGGGUUUAUGAGUAAGGUGCCCGAGGUUCGUCGGUACGAGAGAUCUCGAGACCGUAACUCCCGUAUGCUACGCAGUUACGUCGGGAAGUAUUUGCGUAGAGGCAUAGGUGCAUACCUGGUUGAUUUCGAAGAUGCAUUGCCAUACAAUAAUAUGCGAAGAUGAUUCUUCC
Messenger RNA from Aureobasidium pullulans EXF-150, 595 nucleotides. RefSeq lists its product as uncharacterized. The transcript has a single exon. Lineage: Eukaryota; Fungi; Ascomycota; Dothideomycetes; Dothideales; Saccotheciaceae. Bases 76 to 588 code for a protein of 170 amino acids. The record is from RefSeq and is a predicted model, not a curated record.